Symbiodinium sp. CCMP2456 is the source of this 1644-nucleotide messenger RNA. Lineage: Eukaryota; Dinophyceae; Suessiales; Symbiodiniaceae. The record is from the annotation of a GenBank genome assembly.
AUGGGCGCGGGCUUUGUUAGAGCCUUGCAGUCUGUCGUGCCUAGUAUUGCGCCAGGCAGUUCCUGGGCUCAACGCGAUAUUGGCCCUACUCUACGGCGAUUCUUUGGAGCCUACUACAAUGGUGAUGUCUGGGCAGUGUACAGGCGAUACAAAAAUAUUGAUGUGGAAAAUUCCGGAUGGAUCAGCUAUGACGAGCUCGGUGAGAUCUUGUUCCUGCCAGAGUUCAACUUACUCUUUAUCUUUGAUGCAUUCAGCCAGCAGAAUGCCCUGAUUGACAGCCGCGAGCUGCUGGUAAUGGUCUGCCUGUUCAGCUCCUCCAAGCUUUCCGAGAAAUGUGGCGUGUUCAUGACUCUGUUCGAUAGCUCGCACAGUGGAACAUGCACCGCUGCAGAGGUAGCGAGCUUCGCAACCUUGGCUCUGCAAGUUCUGGGUCGCUGCACGGGUGCAUGUGUGCGAGGAAAGGACAUUGCAUCUGUGAUGCAAGAGGAGUUGUCUGAUGUUCUCCCACAGUACCGCGAAGCUGAAAAUCGUCUCGGCAUGGAGGCAACCUUCAAAGAAGAACGCAUCUUCGGCCAAGACGAGAUAGAUGAGAUUUGUUCGACAUUCAGGCACGUCUACGAGGAGCUGCCAAUUGGACAGCAGCCGCCUGCAAAUUGUGUGGCGCCUCCAGCUCCAGACUGGCAGCGUACAGCCAUGGCAAGUGCAGCACAAAUGGAAAAUUCGCCGACAAGGAAACCGAUGAAUCGAACGUUGACAGAUGCGGAGCUUACGCAUAUGGCAAUGUUGGGAAGCACCGGCAACGAGGAGGGUGGCCGUGAACAAGCCGCCGAGAUCUUGAAGGAGAAGACACGUGCCAGCCAUCAAGAAAUGCUUGAGAGAGAGGCAGCGAAAGCAGCCAUCAAACCUGCGCGAGGUUGGAUGGUCGUUCAUGGAGCCGACUUCGUAACUGUGUCGAAGGAGUUGGCGAGAUUUCGGCACUUGUUCGUCAAGUGCGUGGCGCAGGCACUCGACAUUCCAUCUGGAAUCCUCACGGUGGUCGAUGUCACUCCGGGAAGCGUGGUGGUUGAAUUCCUGGUUCAUCCUUCCGCCAGAGCCGGUGAUAACCGAAACGCAACCCAGCUGUUGAUUGCCUUGGCAGAGCAGCUCAUCAACAGCAACAGCACGCUCCGGCGUGGGCACUUUGGGGCAUAUGCUGCCAGCGCUGAGUUGCUUGUCGGCGAAACCCGGAGGAAAGCUGUGCAUGCUCUUUCCAUCGCGGAUGGGGUCAUUUGUUGCGAUCAGUCAGUGCAAUGCUGCAGCCCACAAGCAGUCCUUGACGAGGUGCUGGCACGCCUACGCAUCGAGCAGAGACGUGCAGAAGCCGCGGAAGAGAAAUACAAGCAGGCAGUCAUCGAACUUCGACGACGUGACGAAUCUGUCAAGUCUCUCACAAAGCUGCUUGAUCUAGCCAAGCAGCAGGAGGAGGAGAAGAAGGAGGAACAACGAGAUGCGGAAAUGCAAGAGUUUGGCAAGCAGCUUCUUCACCUUGAGGAGCUGGCGAAGCUCCGGGCCCUGGACGUGAAGGAGGAUUUGCGUGACCAGGAGGUCAUCGAGUUCAAGCAGGAGCUCAGUACGCUGGAGGAACAGCAGCGGCCGUCACAGUGA